Messenger RNA from Daphnia magna, 1509 nucleotides. RefSeq lists its product as uncharacterized. The transcript has a single exon. NCBI's taxonomy places the organism in Eukaryota, Metazoa, Arthropoda, Branchiopoda, Diplostraca, Daphniidae. The record is from RefSeq and is a predicted model, not a curated record. Gene Ontology annotation, biological process: DNA replication, removal of RNA primer. Bases 346 to 1509 code for a protein of 387 amino acids. Gene Ontology annotation, molecular function: RNA-DNA hybrid ribonuclease activity; nucleic acid binding.
AUAGAACAAGUAAUCACCAAAUGCAUGAGAGUCAAGAACUUGCUUAAGGUGCUAACGAACACCAAAGCGGGACCCUCCACACCAACACUCAUCUUACUCUUCAAGAGCCUAGUCCAAAGCAUAAUAGACUACGGUCUCAUAGCCUAUGGCAACACCAGUAAAACCAACCUAAAAAAACUUGAUAUAGUCCACCGGGCCAUAAUCAGGAUCAUACUGGGCUCCAAAAUUUCAACACCCAAAGAGAUACUCUAAGCAGAAUCAGACACUGCACCUCUCGCUACCAGAAGAAAGUGGCUAACCAGAAAAUAUUUGAUCAAUCUGAGCACCAGACCCCGCAACCCCGCGAUGUACAAUACGGCGAAGGAACUAUUCGACGACCAAAUGGAAUACCCGACUAGAAGCACCCCGGGGCUGAUAAACGAAAUGCGGUACAUCCAGCGGCUGGGGUUAUCCACGUUCGAGAACACACCACCACCAUUCACAAGCUACAACUACCCCCCACCUUGCAGACCAAUGAUCUGCAAGACACUGUGGUUCCCAACUACAAAGAACAAAGCAAAAGCUAAUCCUGGUGCAGUAGUAGAGAGAUUCAGAACACUACACCAGCAAAUACCAACAACAACGUUGUGCAUAUACACGGACGGGGCAAAAUCGCAAACCUCUAAAACGACCACAUGCGCAAUGUACAUUCCAACGAGAAAUGUCUCCCAAUCGUGGACCAUGGACAGUCAAGCAAGCAUCUACUCAGCGGAGCUGAUAGCCGUACACAAAGCCCUUGACUACACAUACAAACUUGACGAAAACCCACCAGAGGUGAGGGUGUUCUGCGACUCUAGUUCGGUGGUAAAAGCAAUUGGGUCCACCACACCAGGAAACAACGAGACAUUACACCAGAUUAGGGAAACGAUAUCCAGCCUCAAAUCCAGCGGGACACAAACAUCGCUAACCUGGAUACCGAGUCACGUGGGCAUCCAAGGCAACGAAGUGGCGGACAGGCUGGCGCAAACCGAGUGCACAAAACCAUCUGGAGCAAAAGCUAACCAUAAGCUCUCCCCAUCUGAAAAAAUCUCAAUAGCAAAGGCAGAAUGGAGGAAAGACCACCUCCUCUAUCUCAAGACAUGCCGGAAAGCCUGCAUUCAGACUAUGUCCAGGACAGGGCUGACCAAGUGGUUCCACCACAAGGAGAGAGCCAUAACAGUAUGCCUUCACAGGCUAAGAACAGGGCACAACUACCUGAAUUCUUUCAAUCACAGGGUGGACAAAGACGCUGAUCCAAGCUGUCGGGAAGAUUGCGAGGCGAUCGAAAACGUCGAACACAUACUAAUCGACUGCCCGUACACAGAAAACCAUCGCCAAAAAAUCCACCAGCUACUGGCAACCCACAACAUCGACCUCAAUGUUGACUCACUACUCGGCCUCAACAUGGCACUAGAUACAACAGUACAAUGCAAGAUAAGGGACACUCUAGCCAAAUUUCUAAACCAAACAAACCUCGUAAAUAUUAUAUAA